This is a messenger RNA of Oncorhynchus masou masou (cherry salmon), 939 nucleotides long. RefSeq names its product receptor-type tyrosine-protein phosphatase S-like. The transcript has 2 exons. Gene Ontology annotation, molecular function: axon guidance receptor activity. The record is from RefSeq and is a predicted model, not a curated record. NCBI's taxonomy places the organism in Eukaryota, Metazoa, Chordata, Actinopteri, Salmoniformes, Salmonidae. Gene Ontology annotation, biological process: synapse organization; homophilic cell-cell adhesion. The coding region runs from base 1 to 411 and encodes 136 amino acids. Gene Ontology annotation, cellular component: plasma membrane; neuronal cell body; axon.
AUGUCUUUUUCCUUUCUCCCUUCUACAGAGGACUUGCUCCCGGGAGGAUUCCCCAACAUAGACAUGGGUCCCCAGCUGAAGGUGGUCGAGCGGACCCGGACGGCCACCAUGCUCUGUGCUGCCAGCGGCAACCCCGACCCAGAAAUCACCUGGUUUAAGGACUUUCUGCCCAUAGACCCCAACGCAAGUAACGGGCGAAUCAAACAGCUGCGCUCAGGCGCCCUGCAGAUUGAGAACAGCGAGGAGACGGACCAGGGGAAGUACGAGUGUGUGGCGUCUAACGUGGAAGGCGUGCGUUACUCAUCCCCUGCUAACCUAUAUGUGCGAGGUAGGGUGCAACAAGGUGCCGGAGGCCAGAAAACCUUCUACUCCGUUGACAAAAAAUGGCUGCCAGAGGGAAUCUCAGUCUAAGUGCACUACGAAGUCAAAUGUUAACAAAUGGUGACCAGGGGGGAAAUACAAGUCCUUAACUUAAAAUAGGGCACUAUUGUGUAGAAAAAUCUGACUUAGUAAUAUAAUUAUUGUGGCAUUGAUACCAGUAUUGUUCCCCGUAAAUGUUCAUUUAACUCGCUGUGAUGGUGGAGAGUGUUGAACUGUAUCCUGCCAACUAACCCUCCCCGUUAAAAUGUUUAGUUCAAAUUGGUAUCUUUUACUCUUGAUAUGCUCCCUCUCUGAAAGCCCCAUCUACCCUAAAUAGCAAAUACAACAUAGAAAAGGGAUGCUUUUAUGACCAGCAAGUACGUGGUCAGUCAUUUGUCAAGUAUGUGUGUGAAAGUUGUAGUAGGCGUUUAAAUGUGUUUGCUGUAAAUUACAUGUGAUGACAUUUUCAGGCACAGGAAUAUGACGGUAAGUCCGAUUUUGAUUGGGUCACAAAGCCUAGUGCAGACCAAUCAAAAUGUCAACCCCAGUGUUCCUUUCAGAUGGAGAAAAGAGGUUUUG